UUUGGGUGUCUCCAUGUGACUUGAAAAAGGCAACAAAGACACAAUCUCUCUAUUUUAUUCUCUUUAAUCUCUUUUUUUUUUUUUUUUCUCCAUUCCCACUGGACCUAUUCCCCUGUUUUUUCUUCUGAUAAUCAUUUCCUCCCAUUCAAACUCCCAAAACAAACACCAUUAAGAGACAGUGGGGAAAAAUGAACCAGAAUUCCCAUGGCUUCUUCUUCUUCUUUUUCCUCUCUUUUCUCUUCAUUUUCCUUCUCUUUUCUUCUCAUUCAGCCUCUGCUCGUUUUCCAUCAUCCAAACAAGGUAUAGAAGAAACACACAAGAAGAUCAGCCAUGGAAUGGUCCAAGCAGAUUCAUGGCCUGAUUUCCCCCAUAUAAUGGGAGGAAGAGAGAAGGGAGGAGGAGGAGGAGGAGGAGGAGAAGAAGAAGAAGAAGAAGAAGAAGAAUGGGAGAAGGGAAAGAUGAUGUUAGAAGCUCACUUGGAUUAUGUUUACACACAGAAUGAGAAGCCUUGAAUCAAAUUGAAUUUUCAAAGAUAUGUUUUAUUUAUGUACAUAUCCAAAUACUAAAAGGAUUAUUGCUGUUUUCAUCAUUUGACAUAUGAUAUUAUAUAGUUUUCUAUCGUUUACAUGGUUCUUUUUUUAUUA
Molecule: messenger RNA, 644 nt
Organism: Benincasa hispida (wax gourd)
Lineage: Eukaryota; Viridiplantae; Streptophyta; Magnoliopsida; Cucurbitales; Cucurbitaceae
Source: RefSeq, a predicted model, not a curated record